AUGGAGGAAAUGUACGGAUUGCAAUCUACGGCGGAGUACGGGGACAAGGGUUUUCAAUCAACGGCGGAGUACGAAGACAGGGCGCUGAUGACCCCGGAAAAUCUGAUCCUACCCUUGGAUUACCAGAGCCUGCUCGUCUCAUCCGGAGCCUUCCGUGGGGAGCAUCAUCAUCAUCGGGUCCCGAUGUUCGGAUCGGACGACGUGGUACUGUACUCGGCCAUGUCGGAGGCAGCUUCACCAACAAUCACGCCGGAAUUUCAACGCGAGGAAGACGUGUUUGGCGCCAUCAAAGCCAAAAUUGCCUCGCACCCCACUUACCCUAGACUCAUUCACGCUUAUAUUGAGUGCCAGAAGGUAGGGGCGCCUCCGGAAAUCGCGAGUUUCUUAGACGAAAUCCGCCGAGAAAACGACUUUUAUAACUAUAAGCAGCAGCAUCAGCAGCAGCAGCAGCGAGGCUCUUGUAAUUCUAAUUCUUCUAUGUCCUCCACGUAUUUAGGAGCCGAUCCCGAGCUCGACGAGUUCAUGGAAACCUACUGCGAGAUGCUGGUGAAAUACAAAUCAGAUCUCUCAAGGCCUUUUGAUGAAGCAACCACUUUCUUGAACAAGAUUGAACUGCAACUUAGCAAUCUCUGCACUUCAUCUGCUCACGCCUCCUCCAUUAGAACCCUCUCCGAUGAAGGCGGUGCGUCAUCAGAUGAGGAUUUCAGUGGCGGAGAAAUAGAAGUGCAGGAAGCUCAACAAAGGGGUGAAGACCGAGAUCUCAAGGACCGGCUCAUGCGUAGGUUUGGCAGUCACAUUGGCACCUUGAAGCUUGAAUUCUCCAAGAAGAAGAAGAAAGGAAAGCUACCAAAAGAAGCAAGGCAAACGUUGUUUGAUUGGUGGAGUGUUCAUUAUAAAUGGCCAUACCCAACGGAGGCUGACAAGAUUGCGCUGGCUGAAUCGACGGGGCUAGAUCAGAGGCAAAUCAACAACUGGUUUAUCAAUCAGCGCAAGCGCCAUUGGAGACCAUCUGAGAACAUGCAAUUUGCAGUGAUGGAUAAUAUUGCCGGUCCAUUUUUCACAGAUGACUGA
This is a messenger RNA of Prunus armeniaca (apricot), 1071 nucleotides long. The record is from the annotation of a GenBank genome assembly. Lineage: Eukaryota; Viridiplantae; Streptophyta; Magnoliopsida; Rosales; Rosaceae.